Messenger RNA from Amoebophrya sp. A120, 409 nucleotides. The record is from the annotation of a GenBank genome assembly. Lineage: Eukaryota; Dinophyceae; Syndiniales; Amoebophryaceae.
CUGGCAUUGCGGCAGCAAUAAUUCUCAACAGACUUGCGAUGGAGCCAUCCCAGCUGCAGCGGUAGGUGAAUGCGAAGCUGUGAUGUCAAGCCAAAGAUGCCAGAGCGCUGUGAAAAGCAAAACUGUACCUGAAAGUCGCCUAUGUACAGGAGGUAUAUCUACUUUAAGUACGGUACGAUUUUUGGGUUCUAGAUCCCGAGCUCGAGCGCGACUCUACACGUGACAAUCAUAGACAAUCGAAUCACGCGAGUGCAUCAUGAAAGUGCCGCACGUGAGAAAAGUUGUAGGACUUCCUCUCAAUGAAAAUAAUUCAGGUUCGUGUUUUCCGUUCUUCGCGGCAGCGCUACGGGAUUGGCGUACUGGAACGGAGCGGCAGGUUAGGUUGGAUAAAACCCAAUCCUCUGUUGAU